AUGUUUGCCAUCCCCCCUCCACCGCGAUAUCCCACCACCAGCGGCUUGGUUACCACAACCCUCGAGACUGCGAAUACUUUGACCACUCGCGAGGGGCCAGAAUACACGUUCCAGGUCGGCGAAGGCACAUACGUGCUGCGCGAUGACUUGCAAUUAGCGACGCCGCCUCCACAUCCCUCAGAAGCUCCCGUUAUUAACCCCAACCCUCUAGCAACAAGCGUCGCUCCUCCCACCAGUGGUGUCAAGCUGUCGCUGGUGUCGUUGAACCCGAAACAGAUUAACACCGACCUAUAUAGAACCACCACAGCAACGAGCAGCCUGCUGCGAUGGAGAUCGCUGGGGUUGAACAAUUCCAAAGAGAGCAAGGAACCCAAGAAGGUGGAAGAGGUCAAGGAGAUCAAGGAGAUCGAGAAGGAGCCAAGAAUAUCCGUUGAUAGUGGCAGUGACACCAGCAAUCCCGCGGCAUCUCAGAAUGGCAGCAAUAAGUCGAGCACGGCCAGACAAUUCGGCGAGGGCAACGCCGCGCUUUCUCCGCUCAUGACCAGAGACGGACUCAAACGCCGCAAACCUAAGAACAAUAUCAUCAAAAGCAAUUCCUCUUUUGUCUCCCGGGUGAUUCCCCACGAGUCACUGGCCAAGAAGCUCCAAGAACGAGACCAGGGCGGAACUUUCGCCUUUGUCAACAUCAACCGGGCGUUUCAGUGGCUGGACCUCUCUUCCAGCUCGAAACAGGACCCCAUGACCAAGAUCCUCUUCACCAAGGCCCAUAUGCUGUGCCAUGAUAUCAACAGCUUGACCAAGCACUCGACGCAUAUGGACAUCGUGAUGGGAUCUUCGGCUAGUGACAUUAUCUGGUACGAGCCCAUAUCACAGAAAUAUGCUCGCAUCAACAAGAAUGGCAUGAUCAACAGCUCGGCAGUCUCGACCAUCAAAUGGAUUCCUGGAUCCGAGAAUCUGUUUCUGGCAGCCCACAUGGAUGGGACACUGAUCGUCUACGACAAGGAGAAGGAAGAUGCGCCUUUUGUCUCGGAAGAGCUGAUAGACGAAGCGAUCAGUAUCGAAGACGAGGACCAGUCAACGCUGGUCAUCAAGAAAAGUGUCAAUUCGUCGAAUCAAAAGUCAAAUCCCGUAGCGUGCUGGAAAAUUUCCAAUCAAACUAUCGCCGACUUCGCCUUUUGUCCCGACAGCAAACAUCUUGCUGUGGUUGGAGACGAUGGGUUUCUCCGUAUAAUCGAUUAUCCCCAGGAGAGGCUUACCGACUUAUUCUCGUCUUAUUAUGGAGGCUUCACCUGUGUAUGCUGGUCGCCUGACGGAAAAUACGUGCUCACAGGAGGCCAAGACGAUCUUGUCACCAUUUGGUCACUCCCUGAACGUCAGAUAAUUGCUCGAUGUCACGGCCACGAUUCAUGGGUCACCGCCGUGGCGUUCGACCCGUGGCGUUGCGACGAAAGGACCUACCGAUUUGGCAGUGUAGGCGACGACUGUAAGCUCCUAUUGUGGGACUUCAGUGUGGGCAUGCUUCACCGCCCGAAAGGUGUGACUGCCAGGACCAGAGGCAGUAUCUCAACCCAAUCCAUAUCAUUGCUGCGGCAAAGGACAGAAAGCACGAGCGUCGUCAACCGUCUCAGAUCCGAUUCCAAUCGGACGGGCAGCUUCGUUCAGCCGGAGAUUGUGGACGAAUCUGAGUUCAUGAAUCAUCCUGUCGAACCAAGGGCUCGAACAGCACUUUUACCUCCUGUCAUGUCCAAGAAAAUCGAUGAUCAUCCAUUGAGCGGCCUUGCAUUCGAGCAGGACUGCAUCAUUACAUCCUGCAAUGAAGGGCACUUGCGUACCUGGAACCGACCCCGGGAAGCACCCAACAGCAGCCAGAUAGACCUAUCGGAAAAGCCAAGGCCUUGA
This is a messenger RNA of Cladophialophora yegresii CBS 114405, 1899 nucleotides long. RefSeq lists its product as uncharacterized. Gene Ontology annotation, molecular function: protein binding. Gene Ontology annotation, cellular component: cell division site; cell tip; nucleus. Bases 1 to 1899 code for a protein of 632 amino acids. NCBI's taxonomy places the organism in Eukaryota, Fungi, Ascomycota, Eurotiomycetes, Chaetothyriales, Herpotrichiellaceae. The transcript is spliced from 6 exons. Gene Ontology annotation, biological process: carbon catabolite repression of transcription. The record is from RefSeq and is a predicted model, not a curated record.